AUGAGCGCUUCGAGGUUCAUAAAGUGCGUUACGGUCGGUGAUGGGGCUGUGGGUAAAACUUGCCUUCUCAUUUCAUACACCAGCAACACCUUUCCCACUGAUUAUGUGCCAACCGUUUUUGAUAACUUCAGUGCUAAUGUGGUUGUGGAUGGGAGCACUGUUAAUCUAGGGCUAUGGGAUACUGCGGGUCAGGAGGAUUACAAUAGAUUAAGACCCUUGAGCUAUCGUGGGGCUGAUGUCUUUAUUCUUGCAUUUUCUCUCAUUAGCAGGGCCAGCUAUGAAAACAUCUCUAAAAAGUGGAUUCCUGAAUUGAGGCAUUACGCACCUGGAGUUCCAGUAAUUCUUGUUGGGACAAAGCUUGACCUCCGGGACGAUAAACAGUUCUUUGUUGACCACCCUGGAGCUGUGCCUAUCACGACUGCUCAGGGAGAGGAGCUAAAGAAGUUGAUUGGAGCUGCUGCUUAUAUUGAAUGCAGUGCAAAAACACAGCAGAAUGUGAAGGGUGUCUUUGAUGCAGCUAUUAAGGUUGUUCUACAGCCACCGAAGCAAAGGAGAAAGAAGAAGAGAAAGGGUCAAAAGGCCUGCAGUAUUUUGUGA
Messenger RNA from Fraxinus pennsylvanica, 597 nucleotides. NCBI's taxonomy places the organism in Eukaryota, Viridiplantae, Streptophyta, Magnoliopsida, Lamiales, Oleaceae. The record is from the annotation of a GenBank genome assembly.